Molecule: messenger RNA, 696 nt
Organism: Paraglomus brasilianum
Lineage: Eukaryota; Fungi; Glomeromycota; Glomeromycetes; Paraglomerales; Paraglomeraceae
Source: the annotation of a GenBank genome assembly
AUGGCCUCCGACCCCGCCACCGAUCCGAAAGGACCUCUCAAAUCUGCUCCCGGAGCUGAAAAAGUCAAAAUUGAAACGGUCAAAGCUGAGACAGCAAGUGCAGAUGUUGUGACCAAGGUUGAAACGGUCAAAGCUGAGAUAGCAGAUGCAGAUGUUGUGACCAAGGUAGAAACAAUGACGUUAGAAGCGGGUAAGAGUGAUUUGGUCGACACAACAAAAAAGGCCGAAACCAAUAAUAGUAAGGGCGCCACCGUCGAAUCAGAAGAGGAAUCGGACGAUGAGGAAAUGCCCGCUUUGGAAGAGGAAGGUAUAUUAUCCCCUGAUCAGGUUGAGGCUUCUAAGGGUCCAAGUCGUAACGAGAAAAAGGCUAGGAAGGCUAUAACAAAGCUGGGCGUAAAAUCUGUGCCGGGUAUCGCCCGAGUCACCAUUCGUAGGCCAAAUGGUAUGCUCUUUGUUGUGCAAAACCCUGGUGUAUACAAGUCAGCGACAUCAGAUUGCUACAUCGUCUUUGGUGAGGCCAAGGUAGAAGAUCUUACUAGUCGGACCCCUGCCGCCGAGCAAUUCCGUGCUCCCGAGGCAUCGGCUACAGUUCAAGAAACGCCCAAGGUUGAAAAAUGUUCUCGUAAGAAAGCUAUCAGAGCUCUUCGUAAGAAUAAUUCUGACGUUGUACAGGCCGUUAUGGCAUUGACUGUAUAA